Messenger RNA from Eptesicus fuscus (big brown bat), 1788 nucleotides. RefSeq names its product RAB11B, member RAS oncogene family (gene RAB11B). Bases 248 to 904 code for a protein of 218 amino acids. Lineage: Eukaryota; Metazoa; Chordata; Mammalia; Chiroptera; Vespertilionidae. Gene Ontology annotation, molecular function: GTPase activity; GTP binding. The transcript is spliced from 5 exons. The record is from RefSeq and is a predicted model, not a curated record. Gene Ontology annotation, cellular component: recycling endosome. Gene Ontology annotation, biological process: constitutive secretory pathway; regulated exocytosis.
CUUCAGAAAGGUCCGCAUUCCUUCCGCCUUUCUACAGCCGACCAGAGGCGAGGAAGGUGGAUCCCAGGCGGCGCCCACCUCGGGGGCUCUGCUUCCGCCUCUGAUUGGCUGCUCUGGGUGCCCGUCGCUACGCCACCCGGCGCUGAUUGACUAUCCUGCCGCCGCUCUGCGCGGCGCCGGCCCCGCCCCCGUCGGGUGUUUGUGGUGGGGCUGCGGAGCCGCGGAUCCCGCCGGAAGCGCCAGGACAAUGGGGACCCGGGACGACGAAUACGACUACCUAUUCAAAGUGGUGCUCAUCGGGGACUCGGGUGUGGGGAAGAGCAACCUGCUGUCCCGCUUCACCCGCAACGAAUUCAACCUGGAGAGCAAGAGCACCAUUGGUGUGGAGUUCGCCACCCGCAGCAUCCAGGUGGACGGCAAGACCAUCAAGGCGCAGAUCUGGGACACCGCUGGCCAGGAACGCUACCGUGCCAUCACCUCCGCGUACUACCGAGGUGCAGUAGGUGCACUGCUGGUGUAUGACAUCGCCAAGCACCUGACAUACGAGAAUGUGGAACGCUGGCUGAAGGAGCUGAGGGACCAUGCUGACAGUAACAUCGUCAUCAUGCUGGUGGGCAACAAGAGCGACCUGCGCCACCUGCGGGCUGUGCCCACUGAUGAGGCCCGAGCCUUCGCAGAGAAGAACAACUUGUCCUUCAUUGAGACCUCAGCCUUGGACUCCACCAACGUAGAGGAAGCUUUCAAGAACAUUCUCACAGAGAUCUACCGCAUUGUGUCACAGAAGCAAAUUGCAGACCGCGCAGCCCAUGACGAGUCCCCUGGUAACAACGUGGUGGACAUCAGUGUGCCACCCACUACUGAUGGACAGAAACCGAGCAAGCUGCAGUGCUGCCAGAACCUGUGACUGCCCCGUGCCUCGUCCAAGUAUGCGUGCGUGCACAUCCUCAUCCUUCGCCUGCCCCUCACCAUGAUGUCUUCUCUGACCCGACCCUCUCUGUCCCUCUGCGACUGGCUCCUACCCCUCCACUGAGCUCUGCACAGUCACCUGGGCCUUAGGAAGAACAGGAGUCCAGCUGCACCAUCUGUCCUUCUCCCCCGCCCCAGGGAAGCUUGAAACCUGGCUGCUGCACCUAUUCUUGGGUCCCAGUGGGCCUCUGGGUGGGGUGAGGUGGGGAGGGUAGCAGGAUGGACCAGGCCAGCCAGAGGCAAGAGGAUGGGCACACCAAGCAGGCUUCAAUUUUCCACAGCAGACUCCAGGGAGCAAUUACCUCCCUUCCUCUCUGGCCAGUUGUCCCAGCUAGCCCUGGUCCCCACCCAGAACCCCCCUCGGGGCUGAAGCCUGAAGAACAAGUGACCAGGGGACUGGGUCAGGCAGACAGAGGCUCCUGGCACCCUACCACCCACAUACAGCCAGCACCGGCACAUGCCUUUGACCUCGGCCUCUCCUGUGCGUGCGUGAAUCCAGCUCCUGCCUGUAGAUAUAUGCUGGGAGAAGACCUCCCCCCCUUUCUGCACGCAGCGCACUCCCCACCCCUCCCUGUGCCCUUCUCUCUGUCUUGUCUCCCUGUCUGGUCAGGAACUGUUUGCAAGUGAAGCAAUAUCUCAGUGUUUUGUAUAUACAACCGCUCUUGUAGCCUUUGUUUUUUUUGUUAUUGUAGAGAAACAGAUUCUUUAUACACUUUGUAAGAUUGACGCCAAACCCCAGCUCUCAGAUCUCUUAUUCUCCCUGUGGCCCCUGUUGCCCCGAUGCCUCAUUUCUCUGUCCCGUUACUAAAAUGUGUAACCCGA